Molecule: messenger RNA, 1563 nt
Organism: Trichoderma aggressivum f. europaeum
Lineage: Eukaryota; Fungi; Ascomycota; Sordariomycetes; Hypocreales; Hypocreaceae
Exons: 5
Coding region: 1-1563 (520 amino acids)
Source: RefSeq, a predicted model, not a curated record
AUGUCCGGCCCUGAGGAUUCUUCAAGCUCGUUCUUUGUGAUGGGUGGAAAACCUCCAAACUAUGAGGACGUCGAAACCAUCACUGUUGACCCAAACCCAAAGCUGCUGCUUCGACUGGAAGUCUGGCACUUCUCCAGUGACGGUAGAUCGCAAAGGAAGAACAAACGAUUUGCCGAGGCGUUCAAGGAGAUCAGUCUGGAGAACUGGGAUGUGAAGGAGGUCGCCGUUAUUGAACCAGAUGGCGCUUCUAGUCGUGAUGAUUUUGUACCCAUACAGGCAAGAAACCUUUUAUUUAUCCAUCGUGCCAGCACCGGAUCUCGUAGCAUUGUAGCUGAUAAUGUGCUUCUCUCAUUCAAGGUUGAAUUCAAGCAUAAUGAGUACACCGACAACGACCCCAACGGCAGAGCCCAGAACCACGUCCGAGAGCUCUUCAGGCGUAUUAUCCCAUCCGUCAUCUUUCGGUUCUUUCUCAAUAUCCACAGCAAGCCGCAUACUAUGAGCUUGAUUGCUCGCAACGUGUCGCCCGACCACCAGCAGAGAUAUUGUCAGCUUUUCAUUAUCAAUAAGCUGAACAUUCGGGUUGACCAACUUUUGACACCUGCUGGAAUGGACGAUGCGUGUAUCGAUGAGAUUGCAGCCCGAUUAUCUACUCUACCCAAUGGCCUUUCAACGUUGUCGCAGAUUGUGGAGAUAUUUUCUAUAUACCAGCUCCUGCACGGGCAAACCGUGCCCCAAUUUUCCUUUAUGCACAAGCAAGAUGCUGACCAAGUCUUUGAUGUGCGAACAUCCGUUCUUGGGGAUAUCGAACCCCUUGUUAGGAUCGCGGAAGAGUUGAGGCCAUUGUAUGAGGCCAAUAUGGGCCAAACAGUGACGGAGAAGUUGGCGACGGAGUUCCAGGUCGAGUUUGCAGAUGUUAUGGGAAAUCUGGGGAAAGUAAAAAGCGACAUGUGUUUUACUCCUCAGCAAUUAUACGAGACUGGCUUGAAUCUCCGUACGGGAAACACCAUGCUUUCAAGAGCGAGAGACUUUUUAGGGCCGCAUCUAGAUCGUCAAGUCGAGCGAUAUGAGAACGAUAUGCGAUUGCCUAAAAACAUUCGAUUUGGAAGUGUCAUAGCGGGUGCAAGUACUGGAGGGGCGAUUCUUCUUGGCGGUUUGGCCUCGAAUCCUUUGACUUUGACGAUUGCUGUGUUUUUGUACGCGGCUGUAGCAGCGCAGAGCAACAUAGGGGCGAUUUCGAAGAAGAGUGAAGCAAUCAAAGCAUUUUUACGAGAUUUAAAAGAUAUGGCGGAUGUGUUUGACGAAGCUCGUAGGUCUGUCGCCGUGGCUGUGUGCCAGGACAUUUUUAACAUAGGACUCGAUGACUUGGGGCAACACGAGCGAACGGCGAUUCUGCACAGCUUUGGUAUUGAUGUUAGUGCACUGAGGCAUGAAGAAUAUCGCCAGAGUCUUGUUGAGAGCAGUAUUGAGAAGCUGAUGGCUUAUUAUAAGGAGAUGGGAACGGAUUUCGAGCACAUGGUUAUGGUGUGUGGGCAUGAUCUGAAUAAUGCAAAGGUUCCGCUGUAA